Molecule: messenger RNA, 2036 nt
Organism: Lotus japonicus
Lineage: Eukaryota; Viridiplantae; Streptophyta; Magnoliopsida; Fabales; Fabaceae
Exons: 7
Coding region: 391-1857 (488 amino acids)
Biological process (GO): chromatin remodeling
Molecular function (GO): zinc ion binding
Source: RefSeq, a predicted model, not a curated record
AAUAAGAAUUAAAAUCCCUCCCUCCUCCUCCCCCUCAACCAAACACACCCUUCCUUCUCCCACUUAUAAAACCAAUAGAAGUUCAUUUUCAUCACAAAAUCCAACCCCCCAAAAUCUUUUCAUUUAAAUUCCCUACAAACAAAAGAAGCGUACAUGUAUUGAGGUCUCAAGUCCCAACUCUCUGUGCGUGGAAGCCAUCCCUUCGUUCACGGUUGAUCCGAUUAGAUCAGGUGAGCAUUAGUGUGUUGACUGGGUGAGAUUGGAUAUUCUUCCAACAGCUCAAUAACCUUGAAUUUGAUACAUGGAAACUCUGUUAUCUGGGCUCUUUAACUUUGAGGCUCUGUAGCAAUAUGCAACAUAUUCUUUUUUGUGAAUUUGAUUCAGGUGACAAUGUUAAUACAACGUUCUGGUUUAUGUUAUGUAUCUGAUGAUGGGGAAGAUGUUCUUUGUGACCGGAUGCCUAGUGGUAAAACUUGGCAGGUGUAUUCGAAAGGAAAUAAGCACCCUUUUGACUGGUGUAGAAAAGCUGAACCAACGGAAGAGGAUAGAAGGAAAACUGGUGAUUCUUACAACUCAAACUGUUUAAGUAGCUUUGGCCGGCCAUCAACUGCUGGUAUAAUGACUGAAAAUAGUGCACCUAAUAUGGUAUACAGGAGAAAGAAGCUACGCAAGGGCUCGGUUGCCUCUGCUUUUAAUCUAGGAUCAACUGAUAUGCGGACAAGUGCCAAUUGCCCUUCAGUCAUAAGUUCCUCUGGGCAUUUAUCAUCAGCUGAGGAUCAGUCAUCUGGCUUUCAAAUCAAGCACAAAUUUGAAAAGGUUAAAAAUCCUACUGUCCCUUCUGUCUUAUUUGAUGGAGUAGCCAAGGAUACCACACAGAAAAACUUAGGUUUUGACAGUGUAAAUGACAGUUGCUCAUCUUCUAAGUCAAAUAUGGAACUUGUUUCAGAUUCCUUAGAGAUUGAAAUGGAUGAAACUGGUGAAUGCUCCUCCUCUGAUGUAAUAGUUAUGGAUGCUACAAGGGAGGAAUUGACAGAAAUGGAUUUCUGCAUUAACAUUUUAAAAAGCCAUGGACUUCUUAAAGGAGAUUCUGUUGCAAAUAAUGUGGCUUCCAGGGAAGGUGCUAUUACCCAUGGUAAUAGUUACUGUUCCAGGUCAUGCAAAAUAUGCGGUCAUUUGGACAGUUCAUUGAACAUGCUUUUAUGUGAUCAUUGUGAAGAUUCAUAUCAUCCAUCUUGCUACAAUCCUCGUUUGAAAAAAUUGCCAAUUGACGAGUGGUUUUGUCAUUCAUGUCUCAAAAAAAGGCAGAAAGUUCUAAAGGAGACAAUGAUCAGAUCACCAGGUAUCGCAAGUAAAAUGGCCAAAUGUAGAACUGCCUCAGUUAAGGAUGGAUUGAAUCCCAUUCUAUUGAUGUUGAGAGACAAUGAGCCAUAUAAGUCUGACGUGCGGGUUGGUAAGGGUUUUCAAGCAGAAGUAUUUGACUGGUCAGGCCCAAUAAGAAGUGAUGAAGAUGACCUUCCUGAACCUUUAGAAAUUAAACCUUCAGAAUUUUCUAGACUACAGGAAGAGGAUAUGAGAAAUCCAACUAAACUCAGUUCCAUUGGUAAUUGGCUUCAAUGUCAGGAGGUUGUAGAUAGAGCCAAUGGAACUAUAUGUGGAAAGUGGCGCAGGGCUCCACUUUUUGAGGUUCAAACUGAUGAGUGGGAGUGCUUCUGUGCUAUUCAUUGGGAUCCAUCUCAUGCUGAUUGUGCUGUACCUCAGGAGGUGGAAACAGAUCAAGUUUUGAAGCAACUUAAGUACAUAGAAAUGCUGAGGCCACGACUUGCUUCUAAACAGAGAAAAUCAGAUAGCACAGCAUAAAGGUGAUUGAAGAAUCUAUAGUGGUGAUAAAGCAUGAUGUUUUGUUCUUGCAUAUUGUAAUUGUACAAUAUGUUCAUACAUACCAGAUUUAGGAUGUGUUCCUAGUCAUUUGGUGCCAAUGGAUUCACAACAAUUUUUCAUGAUCCGAAGUUCUAUAUUUUUCUGCUUUAAUUCCUUCA